Messenger RNA from Nothoprocta perdicaria, 5618 nucleotides. It is a transcript of the gene GAD1, whose product is annotated as glutamate decarboxylase 1. Gene Ontology annotation, biological process: GABA biosynthetic process. Gene Ontology annotation, molecular function: glutamate decarboxylase activity; pyridoxal phosphate binding. The coding region runs from base 117 to 1889 and encodes 590 amino acids. The transcript has 17 exons. NCBI's taxonomy places the organism in Eukaryota, Metazoa, Chordata, Aves, Tinamiformes, Tinamidae. Gene Ontology annotation, cellular component: cytoplasm; presynaptic active zone. The record is from RefSeq and is a predicted model, not a curated record.
UUGCACGCCAGGAGCGAGAACGGUCCGCUUGUCCCUCGGGGAUUCUCUCCUGGGCGCCCCUCGGAGCAGCGUCGGAGGCAAAGCUAGGCUCCGAGGAGCGACGCGUUUCUGAACCGAUGGCUUCCUCCGCUCCAUCGUCCUCCAACGACGCUCCGGACCCCACCCCAACGAAUCUGCGACCCACAACCUACGACACGUGGUGCGGCGUGGCCCAUGGGUGCACCCGGAAAAUCGGCCUCAAGAUAUGCGGGUUCCUGCAGAGGACCAACAGCCUGGAGGACAAGGGCCGCCUCGUGAGCUCCCUGAAGGAGAAGCAGUCCUCCAAGAGCCUACUGGCCUGCGAGAACAGCGAGCGGGAAGGCCGGUUCAGGCGCACCGAAACGGACUUCUCCAACCUCUAUGCCCGAGAUUUGCUGCCCGCCAAGAAUGGUGAGGAGCAGACCAUGCAGUUCCUGCUCGAGGUCGUUGACAUCCUCCUCAACUACGUGAGGAAAACGUUUGACAGGUCCACCAAAGUGCUGGACUUCCACCACCCGCACCAGCUCCUGGAAGGCAUGGAGGGCUUCAACCUGGAGCUCUCAGACAACCCCGAGUCCCUGGAGCAGAUCCUGGUGGAUUGCCGGGACACGCUCAAGUACGGUGUGAGGACAGGUCACCCCCGCUUCUUCAACCAGCUCUCCACGGGACUGGACAUGAUCGGCCUGGCUGGCGAGUGGCUCACGUCUACAGCCAACACCAACAUGUUUACAUAUGAAAUUGCCCCUGUUUUUGUACUCAUGGAGCAAAUAACACUUCGAAAGAUGAGAGAGAUCAUUGGAUGGUCCAAUAAAGAUGGUGAUGGGAUAUUCUCACCUGGAGGAGCUAUCUCCAAUAUGUACAGCAUAAUGGCUGCACGCUACAAGUAUUUCCCUGAAGUCAAAACCAAAGGCAUGGCUGCAGUCCCUAAACUGGUUCUUUUCACCUCGGAACACAGUCACUACUCAAUAAAGAAAGCUGGAGCUGCACUUGGAUUUGGAACAGACAAUGUGAUUUUGAUAAAAUGCAAUGAAAGAGGCAAAAUAAUACCAGCUGAUUUAGAGGCCAAAAUUUUGGAAGCCAAACAAAAGGGAUACAUUCCUCUGUUUGUAAAUGCAACCGCAGGCACAACAGUAUAUGGGGCCUUUGAUCCAAUACAGGAGAUUGCAGAUAUAUGUGAAAAAUAUAACCUCUGGCUCCAUGUAGACGCUGCUUGGGGAGGUGGACUCUUAAUGUCCCGAAAGCAUCGUCAUAAACUAAAUGGAAUAGAAAGAGCCAACUCAGUCACUUGGAACCCACACAAGAUGAUGGGAGUAUUGUUGCAGUGUUCUGCCAUUCUCAUCCGGGAAAAGGGUAUACUUCAAGGUUGCAAUCAAAUGUGUGCAGGAUAUCUUUUCCAGCAAGAUAAACAGUAUGAUAUAUCUUACGAUACUGGUGAUAAGGCAAUACAGUGUGGGCGACACGUGGACAUUUUCAAGUUCUGGUUGAUGUGGAAGGCAAAGGGUACAGUAGGAUUUGAAAAUCAGAUCAACAAAUGCCUGGAACUGGCAGAGUAUCUCUAUACUAAAAUCAAAAACAGAGAAGAAUUUGAGAUGGUUUUUGAAGGAGAGCCUGAGCACACAAAUGUAUGUUUCUGGUAUAUUCCGCCAAGUCUCAGGGGCAUGCCAGACUGCGAGGAGAGAAGAGAAAAGUUACACAGGGUGGCCCCGAAAAUCAAAGCUCUGAUGAUGGAGUCAGGUACUACCAUGGUUGGAUAUCAGCCUCAGGGGGAUAAAGUCAACUUCUUCCGAAUGGUCAUCUCAAACCCAGCAGCAACUAAGUCUGACAUUGACUUCCUCAUUGAGGAAAUAGAGAGACUGGGGCAGGAGCUGUAGUACAGGGGUCGAAUUAUUUCUCUAAUUCACUGUUUUCCAGCACUGGCUAUUUUUUUAUCCAGUUCUGCAGAACAUGUUUUAAAGAAAUCCUCUUUCUGUAAGCUCCAAUCUCCUGAAACAUCUUUAAACAAAAAAUCUAUAGGAUACUGAAACAUAUAUGUAUUGGUAGAUAAUUUUACUGAGGGAAAACGUGUUAUCUUGAAGUUGAAGUACUAUUGACUCGUACAUUGGUCUUGCUUAUUAUAGUCAGCAGGAAAUAAAUAAGUACUAAAAUAGAAAUUUAAGAACUCUACAUGGUAUAUAUGUACAGUAUAAAUAAAUAUAAAUAUAUAUAUAUAGAAUAUAUAUAUAUGUGGUUAUGAAAUAAGAUCCAACCACAGCAUGUUUUCCACCUUAAGAGAAAUAAUUCCUUCAACAACCAUGUGGAUAAUGUGCUACAGAUUUUUCUGGCAGAUAAAAAUAGAUAUAUAGAAAUAUUUCUAAAAUGUAGAUUCUAGGAGCUAAAAGAAUUGUUUCACAGUAUUAAAUCUUACUGUUGGUGCUUCUCUCACAUACAAAACAGCAGUGUCUAACAGCACCUUUGAGUAAAAUAGUUGUAUUUCCCCUUUAGUGUCACAUCAGGGGAUAACUGUAGCAGAGUCAUUGUAAAAGGUAUAUUAUUGCUGUAUUUUUAGAGGUUAAUUUGUGUAGAUUGUGUAUAUUAUUGUUAAAUGACUUUGUGUAAAGGAUUUAAAUGUAAUAGUUUUACAGCAAGAUAACUGUUCAAUUGUAGGUAAAUGAAAUAUUUGCUUAUUUAUAUGCAGAGAUUUACCAUGCUAAAGAGUUGUCUUGUAUUUUCUUCCAUUUGUAAUGUAUCCUAUUUAUAUAUUACUGAAGUUCUAAAUAAUGUUUAUGGUAUUUUAGUGUAUUUGUGAGCCAAAGAAAAAAUACAAAAAUAAUAGUUGACACUUUUGUUUAAAUAUUAAUGCCCUCAGAAUAAUAACUUACAGAUAAUUUUACUGAUUAUAAGGAAUUCUAAAAGUGUAUAUAGAAUGUCAAAUAAUGAAAUCCCUUUAAGAGAAUUUUCAAUUUUAUUAAUUGUAAUGUCAGACUGUCUGUUCAGUGUUCUGAAUGCUUUCCUAGUGAAUACUGGUUGCUAACCAAGGCCCCUGUGAUUGUGUCGUAUUUCAGGAUGGAUCACUAUGAAUUUCGCUUAACUAAAUUCUAUAGCAAGAUUCCUGAAGGUCUAUAGCAUUUCUGUAGGAGCUGUAGCCAGCAUCAUUGCUUCAGUGAAAUGGAGUUGACUAUACAUUUUGGAGCUUAUAAAAUAAAUAAGCCCAAAAUUCAUCUCAGAUUCUUUAAGUACAGCUGGCUUGGCACAACAGGCCACACUUGUCAAAAUAUAGACACCAGAGUCAUCUGAGGCUUGUUCCGUUUUAACGAUUAGGUAACCAGUAUUGGCAAGUGGAAAACUCCAUGCCGGAGGCGCAGCAGUCGAACAGAAUGGAGAUUCAAUAACCCCUUGCCUACAGAAUGACUAUCCUGGCAGGAAAUGGGACAUGCUAAUUCCAAAUCUUCUUAUACAUGAUUCCAUGGCUAUCACCCAUGCAAGUCAGUGAUCAGUUGUUGUUGGUUUUCUCCCCAAAAUCAGCAUUAAAGUUGAUUUUAGAAACAUUCAGUGAAAGAAAAGUAAAGACUUGCACUUUGAUUUAGGAUUGCAGUGGCAGCGCUCCCCAGCUUUGAGGCUUUGCUCUACGUGCCAGGAGAGCGGUGGAACGGUGGGAACGGCCAAGAGGGAUUUCCAUCCUCCCAGUCCCACUGGCUGCAUCCGAAGCUGUCUCACAGCUCCAGCUAGUUGGAAGAGGGAAAAAGAAGAAACUGUCAUGGUAAUUGCCAGGUCAUAUGAUUUGGCUGUACCGGCUUUUCCUAGGGCUCCUAUUCAGCCAUCUUCUAUAACUCUCUGUAAAACUUUUUUUUCUAGAAAUCAUUUGAUUUAAGUCUAAAAAUGAUUCUAAAUUUUCACUCUUUCAGCUUUCUCUUAAUGACUUUGAGCAGAUUAUCUUUAUUACUUUUAUGCCAUGAAUUUCCCAAUAAUCUCAACAGUACAAGGUUAAUUUUGUUAGAUUAUUUUUAUCAUGACAGGGCUGUUCAUAUCUUGCUUUCUUAGUCUUAAACUUUACUCUUCCUUAAUUAUAAACUUGAUAUCUUACCAUGUCUUCAAUACUUAACAUUUUUCAUUUAAAAUCCAUGCAAUGGGAUUGAAGGCCUGCAAUAUAGAAGCAGUCAGCAUGAAUACUGGCUACAGUGGCAGCUUCUAUGUUAAAAUGCCAUUCCUUAUAAAUACAGGCCACUCAUCAAAACUAGAAAGCUUUUGAUUGGAAGCUGUUUUCAGGAGUAUGAAGGGAGUUUGUUCUGAAGAGGAUGUGUAUGACACAUUUUGAACCAUAGACUUCUUGAAGUCUGGUCUCUGUCACAUUUUUGCUUUAUUCAAAGACCAGCUAUGUAAGCUCUCUAUCUUUGCUGUUUAUGUGAAACAAUAUAAAUUAGGAUCACAAAGACAAAGACAUUUUACUACUAACCCAGAUUCAGCAGGGGAUUUUGCCUCUUCCACACAAGCAACGCCCUAAUCCUCGUGAUUUCCUCAACCAGAUCUCAGGUAAAAAUUCCUGACUUCCUCCACCUCCUUAGCUCCCUAGUCAAAGUAUUUCAGCAACGUUAUUACUUUAGUUGUAAGAUCCUAAGAUCUAACUUAGUCCUUUAACCUUUAGAUUCUAACUGCAUAAUUUUUGUAUCCAGAUUAUCUCAAUAUUGCAAUAAUAAUUUUUGGUAGCUGAAACUUUAUACCCCUAGAAGCAUAUAAACCAGGUAAAGAGAACUAUAACUGACUCCAGGAAAAAGCACAGUAUGUUUUAUCUAAGGCCAGCAAGCCUUGGGUGGUCCUUGGACAGAACCUAGUUCUUUUCUGCACAUGUAAACCCUGUUUCUCACUAAAAUCUUUGUUUCUUCACUUAGUGAAGCAUCUUGCUUUUAGAAGAUCAGAAAAUGAGGGGUUGUAGCCAUUAUCAGUGGUGGCUUGCAGAUGCACAGGAACAACAGAGACCCUCCUGCCUCUGUCAGAAUUGCAGAGCUCCUGUCUCUUGAGAUAGGGGCUUUAAAUUUAUCUUUCUACACUCUGCAUUUUCUCUUACUUUUCUGCAGUGUUGCAUCCUGAGGCAGAUGAUACUCACAAUUAGUUAUUUUGUGAAGCUUUUAAUUCUAAUAUCAUCCACUGAAUUUCCCCAUUAUGUUUACCUGCUUCCUUCCACAGGCACAGGACUCAUGUCAGAACUCACUUGCAGCUUGGAUAGAUAAUUUCAAAAGAGGAGUCAAGUUCAUAGGUGAGAAAACUCAUCUGUAUUUUGUUCCCAGUAGGUAAUUUUCAUCUGAGUAAUAUGUUACAGCUUCUCAAACGAAAGCUUACCUGGAAUUUUCCUAUGCUUUAAUUCAUAUACUACUGAGUGUGAAAGAUCAAAAAGGCUAUGUGGAAGUGGUGACUAAUUCAAAGCACUGAAAUUACAGGUGAGUAACUUUGUUUUUCUGAGGUUUAAAACAUAUUUUAGGAUGAUGAGUUUUGUGUUUAAAAUCAUACUGCCAGUCACCAGCAUUUUGGGUGGGUGAAUUCAAAUGAAGUAAACAACAAGCAAGGUGUUAGCUAAAGGUGUAGCUGCUGCUCUUAUUAGCAGAUAUGAUUUACUUGGAAAAGACUGAUCA